UUUCUCUGUAAUAACACCCCCAGAAAUCGCAGAACAGAAAAAAUGGCCCAAGAAAAAACCCUGAAAUACUGGAAACUCUGCUUCCAGUAUCUGGCAAACAACUUUUUAACGCUGUUGUUAGUGGCUGUCAUGUUAGCUGUGGGCUUAGAGGUGUCAAAGCUAGGCCCAGACGAAAUCCAAAGAUUUUGGAAUGCCACAAUGAAGGCCCAAAUGGAGCCCACCAAAAUCCUCUGUUCCGUCUUCUUCAUCGUCUUCGUCUCCACUCUGUACUUCAUGUCCAAGCCUCGGUCAAUCUACCUCGUUGACUACGCCUGCUAUAAACCGCCCAUUGCUUGCCGGGUCCCAUUCUCCACUUUCAUGGAGCAUUCCAGGUUGAAUUUGAAGGAAAACCCGAAAAGCGUUGAGUUCCAAAUGCGGAUCCUGGAGCGCUCCGGCCUCGGGGAAGAAACCUGUUUACCGCCGGCGAUUCACUACAUCCCGCCGAAACCCACCAUGGACGCUGCCAGGGGAGAAGCGGAGCUGGUGAUAUUCUCAUCCAUUGAUUCUCUGAUGCGUAAAACAGGGGUGAAGCCGAAAGACAUCGAUAUAUUGAUCGUUAACUGCAGCCUGUUCUCUCCGACGCCGUCCCUAUCCGCCAUGGUCGUCAACAAGUACAAGAUGAGGAGUAACAUAAAAAGCUUCAAUCUUUCCGGAAUGGGUUGCAGCGCCGGCGUCAUAUCCGUCGAUCUUGCCCGUGAUCUACUCCAACUCCACCCGAAUUCGAAUGCUCUGAUCGUGAGCACAGAGAUCAUCACCCCGAACUAUUACAGAGGAUCGGAAAGAGCGAUGCUUUUGCCGAAUUGCCUCUUCAGAAUGGGCGGCGCCGCCAUUCUCCUGUCCAACAAGACCCGCGAUUCCCGGCGGGCGAAGUACCGGCUGGUGCACACCGUGAGGACCCACAAGGGCGGCGACGACAAGGCCUACGGCUGCGUCUACGAGCAGGAGGACGCAGAGGGGAAGGUGGGGAUAAACCUGUCGAAAGACCUGAUGGUGAUCGCCGGCGAGGCGCUGAAGUCGAACAUAACGACGAUUGGGCCUCUGGUUCUGCCGGCGGCGGAGCAGCUCCUGUUCCUGUUCACCCUGAUCGGGAGGAAGAUGUUCAACCCGAAGUGGAAAGCCUACAUCCCGGACUUCAAGCAGGCGUUCGAGCACUUCUGCAUCCACGCCGGAGGAAGGGCGGUGAUCGACGAGCUGCAGAGGCAUCUGCAGCUCUCGGCCGAGCACGUGGAGGCGUCGAGAAUGACGUUGCAUCGGUUCGGGAAUACGUCAUCCUCUUCGCUCUGGUACGAGCUGAGUUACAUAGAAGGGAAGGGGAGGAUGAAGAAAGGAGACAGAGUGUGGCAAAUUGCUUUCGGGAGUGGUUUUAAGUGUAACAGCGCGGUGUGGAAAUGUCACCGGAGCAUCGGAACGCCGGCGGAGGAUGGGCCGUGGGCGGAAUGCAUUGAUAGGUACCCCGUCCACAUCCCAGAAGUCGUUAAACUCUGAUCUCAGGGGCUGAAAUUAUUUCUGUUACUAUUAUAAUUAUAAUUAUAAAUUAUGAUUAUAAUUACUUGGCCUAAUUAUUUAUUAUUUGCGUCCAUGUUUUUCUUCUUUUGGGGUUAAUUAAGCUGACGCAUUUUGUAUACAUACAAGACUAUAGAUGAUGACUGGAAAACAUUUGCUUCUAUAGGAGUAUUGGUCAACAGCCUGUGUAACUCAUUCUCAAUUAUUAUUUCCCCCCUCUUAUCUCAAAAUAAUACUCACUUUCAUCUUA
This is a messenger RNA of Cuscuta europaea, 1792 nucleotides long. NCBI's taxonomy places the organism in Eukaryota, Viridiplantae, Streptophyta, Magnoliopsida, Solanales, Convolvulaceae. The record is from the annotation of a GenBank genome assembly.